GAGGCACAUUGCCCAAAACAACAAACCAAAUUGGGUAGGUUAUCGCACGACGAAGUAGGUGCGAGGGCGACGAAUUUACGCAAAAAUAGGGAAAAUGGGCAAAAAUUAUUGAAGUCGCCACCUUUUACUGGAUCGAAUGAAUUGUUGGAGGUUACUAGCCGAAUCGAAGAUAAGGCUAAAGGCAUGGAUUUGAUCAAACCAAAUCGGGAGAAGCCCGGAGUUGAUCGGAUUGGCAUCGAAUGA
Messenger RNA from Dovyalis caffra, 243 nucleotides. NCBI's taxonomy places the organism in Eukaryota, Viridiplantae, Streptophyta, Magnoliopsida, Malpighiales, Salicaceae. The record is from the annotation of a GenBank genome assembly.